AUUUAUUUUAAAAUUUCAGUUUGGAUUCGGUUCGAUUCAAUUUUGGUGAAGUUCUUUCGGUUCAGUUAUUUUUCCCAUACUUAAUCAGUGGUCGCUAAAGUCCAUUUGGAUUGGUGUUCUUCUGGUUCUCCCCAAUAUUGUCAGUAUGCUGACAACAAAAUUAUUGUAACGAGGUUCUGAAUUGGCUAAGUGAAGCAGAGGUAGACCGGCUCCUUUCUCCGGUAACGGCGAGGUGUGGUAUCCAUCGGCGACGCAGCUGUGGCUCUUUCACGGUGGUCGAGAAGCUUCUCCUAGGAGAGCCGCGGAAGAUUUCUUCUCAGGCUCAACUACAGUGAAGGCUGCUGCGGCUUGAGGCGAAAGUCGUCGGAGGAUUGGUGGGUUACGUUGCUAGUCAUGGUGAUUAACGGCAUAUCUGAGCUGGCUCUCGCGGGUAGCGGCUUUUGAGGGAUUUCUGAGCCAUCGUCCAUCACAAGCUUCCGUGUUGUUGCUUUCACCGGACUGGUUCUGAAUUGGCUUGGUCUCGAAGAAGGGUAAUGGUUACGGCUUUUGAGUUUGAGGGUUAGAUUUGUGUUUAUCGAUUUGCUAGGUAGGGGAGUCAAUAAUAGGGUUCUGAUUUGUAGGAGGUUUGGGCCAUUCUGGGAGGUCCGUGGUGGGUCAGGCUUCUCAUCGGAAACAGCACAAUGACAAGAACCUAAUAAUCCAGUACGGUUAACAUGUUCGGUCCCAAUGACAAGCCGCAAAGUUGUGGUCUUUGUAUUAGCCAAAAUUAAUGGUCUUCUCUCUGCUCUCAGCUACAGCCUAAAUCAGAUCUCCCUCACCGGAGCUAUCACCGGAAUUUUUCUUCUUUUUGUAUCUGUGUAACUUUGCCAAUUUCAGGCCUUUUGGCCCAUUUUCGGGGCAAGCCCAUAAAUAAAAAUCUUAGGCCUUAAAUGGUAACAAAAACUAGCUGAUUUAUUGAGGAAUUGUUGUGGAAAAAAUUGAAUGCUACAUCAUUUGCAUUUGUGGAAUUCUUGUGGAAUUCACGUGGAAUUAUUGAGUCUUUUACUCAUGGUCCCCACCACAUCGAAUGAUUUUUAUUGAAACAAUGAAUCUUAUCAUUUUUGUGUACAAAACAAUCAAAGUGAGUCAAUUAUAUUCCGACAUAUUUUGUAUUUUUCUGUACACAACUCAUAUAAUAAAAUAAAAAUUAAACAAGAUUCACGAGUGUCGAGUGAUUGAAGAGGCUUCGUAGUCGUACGGGUCUAUCGGUAGUGGUUGAAGAGGGCACAGGAAGAAUACUUAUGGAUGAACAAUGGUGGAAAGAUCGAAAAAAUGAUACUCUAGGGGCUUCAAGGUUAAAAAAAAAUCCUUUGCCGUGCAUAGAUUUGAUGCACAAAGUAUUCGGUCCUCAUUGUGCUGUGAACGAUCAUAUGAUUUCAGCUAGUCAAAUAGAUGAGAUAGAUGAAGAAGACGAUGAAGAAGAACAAGGGUUUGAAGAAGAAGAUGAUGAAGAUAAUUUUACGGAAACUGUACCAGAAACACAGGAAACGACAGAAAAUCAUCUCGUUGCACCGUCAAUGCCGAUUGAGAUACCUACACAUCAACGAAGAUCAAGGCAAGGUGGUAACAGAGGAGAACAAGUUCAUACCAACGAGGACUGUGGAGUAUAUGUAGACGCAAGUUUCUUGCAUGAACAAGAGGGAACAACAGAUGGAGCACAUAUGCAAACAAUACGAGAGGGAAUCAAACAACAAUUAUGGGAUGCUUUUCAUUAGUGAGUUUCUUAUAUGUAUUUCAGAAUAAUGUAUUUUGAAGUUUAUUUUAAGAAAACACUAAACAAA
Messenger RNA from Arabidopsis lyrata subsp. lyrata, 1820 nucleotides. RefSeq lists its product as uncharacterized. The record is from RefSeq and is a predicted model, not a curated record. Bases 1281 to 1754 code for a protein of 157 amino acids. The transcript has 4 exons. NCBI's taxonomy places the organism in Eukaryota, Viridiplantae, Streptophyta, Magnoliopsida, Brassicales, Brassicaceae.